AUGCUCGCGAUGGAGAAUCAGACGACGGAAGAAGUUCGGGAACUGGAACCGAUCUAUCCUUCCGUGGUGAACGCGCCGGGUCAGGAGCAAAAGUUCAUCAAACCCUUGGAUGGCGACAGUGUACUAGCAGCUAGUGAAGAGCCAAGGAGAAGCAGUGGUGAUGCCGCUGCUGCUGGUGCUUCUGGUGAUGCUGGUGCUGCUGUUGGUGCUGUUAAUGGUGGUGGUGAUGGUGCUGUUGGUGAGGGGAGUUUCCGUCAAGGACUGGAGGACGUGGAGUUGAAGAUGAAAAUAGGGAAUCCUGGCCAGUCCUGUGAUGACACGUGCGCAGAGCGAGGCUUGAAGUGUCAGGCCGACCUUCUCCCCCGCAUCAACAACUGUCCUCUGCUCCGUCAUUUCUUCCCCUGCACGCCUGGCUGCUUCGCCUCUCUGGGAACAGAGCAGCCAGCAGAGCCACCCAGACAUGCGCAGGCUGUGCCCCUGUAG
Molecule: messenger RNA, 483 nt
Organism: Closterium sp. NIES-65
Lineage: Eukaryota; Viridiplantae; Streptophyta; Zygnematophyceae; Desmidiales; Closteriaceae
Source: the annotation of a GenBank genome assembly